This is a messenger RNA of Cuscuta epithymum, 6147 nucleotides long. NCBI's taxonomy places the organism in Eukaryota, Viridiplantae, Streptophyta, Magnoliopsida, Solanales, Convolvulaceae. The record is from the annotation of a GenBank genome assembly.
GGCCGUUUCUUUCAUCCUGGAAUCUUUCUUUCCAACUCUCAAAUUGUUGGCCAAAGAUUUAAUCAGAUUGUCGUUCUGCAUCCUUUAACAAGUUGAGAGUUUUAAGAAGAGCUUACCGGAGGACGUUAUCAAGGUGCCGCACUUAUUUGAGUAAUUUGAGUUCAGCUCCUAACAGAUACUAAAGGUAAGGCCAAGGCCUAGGAAGGUGAUGAGAGAGUGGAACGCGUGCCAAGACGAGUUACGGGGACGACCUUGGCGGCUUCCAGCUAGCUAUUAUUAUAUUUCAGUAUUUCAGUAUUUCAGUUCUUAUAGUUAAGAGAUUGUUAUUACUUUAUUUUAUUUUAUUUGAGGAUUCGAGUUUGAAUAAAUUCCUGGAUCCAGGUGGUUAUCACAUUUGCUAGUGAUAACUAGACUUUAUUGAGUUUUUAUUUGGAGUUAAAUUUUAGCUACAUUUGAGAUUUUAUCAGGGUUAUUUCUUAAACAAACGGCCGUUAUAUUGCAGUUUAUUUUUAAAAGUAGUAUGCUAGUGUAGCGUUCCCUUUAACCCUGAGAGGGGCGUUACAUGUUUGGUAUCAGAGCCUAGGUUGUCCCGUAACUUCAUCUGUCACCGUACACGUGCUCAUCAUCUUCCAAGUGCCUUACGAAAAUGAGGAGAACCCGUGGUCGUCCAGUAGGUGGCAGCAAUGCUCAAGGAAGCAGUAAUGAGCAAGGAAACAAUCACGAGCAAGAUUUGGCAGGUAUUGUAGCGCAACUUCAAAGGCAAUUGCAGGAGCAGCAACAAACUAUUGACCGAUUGACCGCGAACAAUCAAAGGGGCGGUGGUGAAGGAGGAAAUGCUGGAGAUAAUCAAGCUAGGGGGAAUGGAGCACCGAGGCGAGAACCACUAAUGAUAACUUGGAGGAAGAUCAAGCCCGCAGAUUUUGAGGGGGGUCCCGACCCUCUAGCUGCUCAGGGAUGGCUGAAGACCAUUGAAGGCAUUGCUAAUGGUUUGGAAUUAGCAGAUAAUGACAAGGUUCGAUGCGCGUCUUAUAGCCUCACCAUGGAUGCUCGAAUAUGGUGGGAGACUGUGGAAACAAGGUAUAACGUUGCGCAGAUGACAUGGGAGCAGUUCAAAGAGGAGUUCACCAACCAGUAUUUCAAUGCUAGUGUCACACGUAAGUACCAGGAUGAGCUUCAGAAUCUACGUCAGGGAACCAUGGAUGUAGCAACCUUGGCGGCACAAUUUCAGAGACUACUACGUAUUUGCCCUACAGCUGCUCCGACAGAGAGGGAUAAGGUGAAGUUGUUCCUGAAAGCCCUUAGGAAGGAUAUAGCAGUUCACUUGGAGAACGGUAACCAGACCCCAGCUACAUUAGUUGACUGUGUCCUUAUAGCGAGUCAAAAGGAGUACUACCUCCCUACCGAUCCAGUGCCCGCUCAGCCGCAACAUGUGCCUUUACAGUCGCAGAAUCAACCACAGGGAUACACGAACAAUUCAAAGAAUAACAAGAAGAGAAGCUUUAAGGGCAGUGAUGGCAAGGGAGUUGGACGUCAUCAGGAGCGACAAAAUAAACAGAUGAAGUUUCCGCAGUGUGCGAAUUGUGGCCGUAAUCAUCCAGGCCAAUGCAGAUUGGGUUCGAGAGCUUGCUUCACUUGUGGCCUUGAGGGACAUAUGUUCAAAGAUUGUCCAAGAAAGAAUCAGCAAGGCUACCAGAUCACUCAGAUGCCGAGGAAUCCAGCACCUUCAGCGGUUGUCCAUAAUAUGCAGGCUUAUCUAGAAGGACCAUCCAUCCAGCAAGGACGUCUUGAAGCACCACCAGAGGCCCCGGUUGCUAGAGUGUUCACAAUCUCAAGGGAAGAGGCAUCGAUAAAUCCUGGCGUGGUCACAGGUCAGAUACUUGUUCUUAGUAGAUAUGCUAAUGUGUUAUUUGACACUGGAGCUACGCAUUCCUUUGUGUCUCUUGAGUUUGCUAGACCCUUAGCAGUACAUCAAGAUAAGUUAGAUUAUCAGUUCACCACAGCACUUCCGUCAGGAGAUAUCAUGUUGUCGACUCAUUGGCUACGAGCAGUGUCAAUGAGUGUUGCGGGAAGAGAGUUAUUUGUAGAUCUGAUUGUGCUCAACAUGAAGGAUUAUGAUGUGAUUCUCGGCAUGGAUUUUCUGCAGAAGUAUAACGCUUCAAUUAUAUGCCGAAAGAGAAUUGUUAGUUUUGCGCCUGCAGGGUCUGAUCCUUUCUUAUUUCUUGGGGAACCAAAAAGAUCAAGGAAGGUGAUGAUUUCUGCAUUGCAAGCAAGGAGACUUAUUCGGGGUGGAUGUGAAGCUUUCUUAGCUCAUGUAGUAGGCAAAAACUCAGGGGAACCCAUGCAGCUUUCUGAAGUUCCUGUUGUGGAAGGUUACAGUGAUGUAUUCCCCGAAGAUCUCUCAGGAUUACCACCCAGUAGAGAGAUUGAGUUCGAGAUUGAGCUGCUGCCCGGUACCGCACCGAUAUCUAGAGUACCAUAUCGAAUGGCCCCAGCGGAGUUGCAAGAACUCCAUAAGCAGUUGCAGGAGUUGCUAGAGAAGGGUUUCAUUCGGCCCAGCUACUCGCCCUGGGGAGCUCCAGUAUUAUUCGUGAAGAAGAAGGAUGGCACAAUGAGGUUGUGCAUAGAUUACAGAGAACUCAAUAAAGUGACUAUCAAGAAUAGGUAUCCCCUGCCUAGAAUUGAUGACCUGUUUGACCAGUUGAAGGGAGCAGUGAUUUUCUCCAAGAUUGACCUUCGUUCAGGGUAUCAUCAGCUAAGAAUCAAAGAAGGAGACAUCCCAAAAACAGCUUUCAGGUCGCGGUAUGGACACUAUGAAUUUGUGGUUAUGCCGUUCGGCCUAACUAAUGCUCCGGCGGCGUUUAUGGAUCUGAUGAAUAGAGUGUUCCGGGAGCUUCUUGACAAGUUUGUCAUUGUUUUCAUUGAUGAUAUUUUGAUCUACUCAAAGUCUAAGGAGGAGCAUGAAGAACACUUGAGAGAAGUAUUGGAGACACUGAGGAAACAUAAGCUAUAUGCUAAGUUUUCAAAGUGUGAGUUCUGGCUUGACCAAGUAGCAUUCCUUGGCCACGUAGUUUCAAAGCAAGGAGUUUCGGUGGAUCCCUCAAAGGUAGCGGCUGUUCGAGAUUGGAGCAGGCCAAAGAAUGCGAAAGAAGUUCGAAGUUUCUUAGGCCUUGCGGGGUAUUAUAGGAAGUUUGUGGAAGGCUUCUCUGCUAUAGCUCUUCCAUUGACAACCUUGACCCGUAAGGGUAAGAAGUUUGAGUGGACUGAUCGUUGUGAGAAGAGUUUCCAAGAGCUGAAAAAUAGGUUGACAUCUGCACCCGUCUUAGCACUCCCAGAAGGCAAGGAAAGGUUUGUUAUCUACACAGACGCAUCGAAGAUGGGACUUGGAGCAGUUCUUAUGCAGAAUGAACGCGUUAUUGCGUAUGCAUCUCGACAACUCAAGGAGCAUGAGGCAAAUUAUCCCACCCAUGACUUGGAGUUAGCAGCGGUGAUUCAUGCCUUGAAGAUUUGGAGACAUUACUUGUAUGGAGUCCAGUGCAAGAUCUUCACUGAUCAUAAAAGUUUAAAAUAUAUAUUCACGCAGAAGGACCUCAACAUGAGGCAAAGAAGGUGGCUUGAGCUAGUGAAAGACUACGAUUGUGAGAUCCUUUAUCACCCGGGAAAAGCCAACAAGGUAGCAGAUGCACUUAGCAGAAAGUCUUCUGCAACAGUAAUGGUUAUGAUGGUAAUGGAUCCAAAGUUGAGAAAGGAAAUUGAAGAUUUUGAGUUAGAGAUUGUAAAUGGGCGUUACAUGUUUGGUAUCAGAGCUAUAAAACAAGAACUUGAUCCCGAGUUAGUUAAGUUGAAGGAGUGCGUCAAGGAGGGAAAAUGUCCCGAAUUCCGUUUGGAUGAGAGUGGGAGAUUAUUACUUCAAAACAGAUUGUGCAUUCCAGACGUCGAGGGAUUGAGGAAGCAGAUUAUGAAGGAGGCUCAUGACACACCAUUCACUAUGCAUCCUGGUUCGACCAAGAUGUACCAUGACUUGAAGAAAAACUUUUGGUGGUCAGGUAUGAAGAAAGAUGUUGCGAAGUUCGUCCAAUCAUGUCUGACGUGUCAACAAGUAAAGGCUGAACAUCAAAGACCAGGUGGAGAGCUUCAGCCUAUCCAGAUUCCAGAGUGGAAAUGGGAUGAGAUAUCCAUGGACUUUAUUAUGGGUUUGCCGAAGACAACGGGAGGUUAUGACGCUAUAUGGGUUAUAGUGGAUAGAUUGACUAAAUCUGCUCAUUUUAUCCCAAUUUCAGCAAGUAUAUCUUUGGAAAAGUUGGCAAAGUUAUAUAUUCAGGAGAUUGUGAGACUGCAUGGUGUCCCGAAGAGUAUUAUUUCUGACAGAGAUUCCAGAUUUACCUCUCACUUUUGGAAGUGCGUACAACAAUCAUUGGGCACAAAGUUGAAGUUUAGUACUGCUUUUCAUCCUCAGACCGAUGGUCAGACAGAGAGGACAAACCAGAUUUUGGAGGAUAUGCUGCGGGCAUGUGCACUAGAUUUUCAAGGAGGAUGGGUGAAAUACCUAAGUCUGGCGGAGUUUGCUUAUAAUAAUAGUUAUCAAGCAACCAUCGACAUGGCUCCAUAUGAGGCGUUGUAUGGGAGAAGGUGUAGAUCUCCCAUAUCAUGGUGUGAAACAGGAGAGAAGAAGAUCCUAGAAGAGGAACUGCAAGGGAGGACUGAGUUGAUAGAUGAGACCUCAGAAGCUAUUAAAACUAUCCGGCAAAGGAUAGAAUCUGCCCAGUGCAGACAGAAAAGUUAUGCAGAUGUUCGGAGAAGGCCUCUAGAGUUUGAAGUGGGGGAUUUUGUUUUCGUUAAAAUAGCCCCGAUGAAGGGAGUGAUGCGGUUUGGAAAGAAAGGAAAGCUUAGCCCAAGAUUCACCGGACCAUAUGAGAUCACUAGACGAGUGGGGAAAGUAGCUUACGAGCUCGCGCUACCUGAAGAGUUUUCUGGCAUUCAUAAUGUUUUCCAUGUUUCGAUGUUGAGGAAAUACUUUGCUGAUCCGGAGCAUGUUUUGAUACCACCAUCAAUAGAAGUGCAAAAUGAUUUGUCUUACGAGGAGAAGCCAGUACAAAUUCUUGACCGAGAGGUUAGACGUCUCCGGAAUAAGGAGAUAGCUUUAGUAAAAGUGUUGUGGCGAAAUGACAAAGUAGAAGAGGCGACUUGGGAAGCUGAGGACGACAUGAAACGUCGUUAUCCCGAAUUGUUCUAAGUUUCGAGGACGAAACUUUUAUAAGGUGGGAGGGGUUGUAACACCCCGAUUUUAGCGAUCUAGUUACUUUAAUCUUUUAUUUUAUUUAGUCAGUUAAAUAAGAUUAUUGUAUGAAUAAUGUGAUUUAUUGUUUGAUCAUGUGUUUUUCUGGCAGGUAACGUUGACUGGUAAGCUCUAAUAAUUUUAAGUGGAGAAAAUAAGUAAUGUUUUAAAGUUUAAUCAGUUGAUUUCGAAAUAGAAAAUACUUUUAAUGUGCUAGAUUUCUUUUUUUAAGAGGUCAUUAGAAGCCCAAUUCAGUUAAUUUGGCCCAGAUAAAUGUGUUUAGGGCUGAAAUCCCUAGGAAGACAAAAUAGAAUAUAUAACCACCGUAAACCUUUGAGGAUCGGCUCUUUUCCUUAGCUGCUACCGGCCGUUUCUUUCAUCCUGGAAUCUUUCUUUCCAACUCUCAAAUUGUUGGCCAAAGAUUUAAUCAGAUUGUCGUUCUGCAUCCUUUAACAAGUUGAGAGUUUUAAGAAGAGCUUACCGGAGGACGUUAUCAAGGUGCCGCACUUAUUUGAGUAAUUUGAGUUCAGCUCCUAACAGAUACUAAAGGUAAGGCCAAGGCCUAGGAAGGUGAUGAGAGAGUGGAACGCGUGCCAAGACGAGUUACGGGGACGACCUUGGCGGCUUCCAGCUAGCUAUUAUUAUAUUUCAGUAUUUCAGUAUUUCAGUUCUUAUAGUUAAGAGAUUGUUAUUACUUUAUUUUAUUUUAUUUGAGGAUUCGAGUUUGAAUAAAUUCCUGGAUCCAGGUGGUUAUCACAUUUGCUAGUGAUAACUAGACUUUAUUGAGUUUUUAUUUGGAGUUAAAUUUUAGCUACAUUUGAGAUUUUAUCAGGGUUAUUUCUUAAACAAACGGCCGUUAUAUUGCAGUUUAUUUU